AUAUUUUUUUAUAAACAAUAAUCUGAACUCAUUUUCAAAGGAGACUGACUGUCUUUAUGAAAAUGUACAUGGCAGAAAUAUCUUGAACAUAUCUUUGGAACACUUCAUCGGACACAUGCUACCAAAUACAGAACCAAUCUCUUCGUAGACCCAGAGGUUUCAAACUGUGAGAUUGGAACUCGAACACUGCUGCUGGUGAUUGGAUGGGCCUUUAUUCAACUGCACGUCUGUGAUGUGAUAAUGCCAUUAUCCCAAACAAAUGAGUCAAACUAAUAUAGAAUAAACUUAAUAGUAAGUAGUAUUAUCCGAACAUCGUUCCAAAAAUGAAAACUCAAUAGAACUAACUUUAAACCUUUGUUGUAAAUUAAAAUAGCACUGUCAAACAUAAUUUGUCUUUGCUAACAUCGGAAAAUGCCAAUAGACACUCUCCACAGCUUCAAUUGAACCUUUAUUUACGAUUAUUAAUUAAAAAUAAUUAUAUUAACAUUGCUUGUCUUUAAUUUUAAGUAUCUGUGCGUAUAAUAACUAUAUAUGCUCCAUAACUCUCUAAUAUAUUAAGUGUAUAAUCUAUGUCCAUAACAUUUAAAAAAAAAUGAAAAGGUCUGUAGAGAAAAUUCCUUCGGUUACUGAUACAAGCAAUUUAUUUUCGCAUCGACGCUAUUUCAUUAACAAUUUAGAUUCAUAUCAAGGAGAGCAAAUUUUAAAAGCCGUUUCAAAAAUUUUGGAGCGUAAUGUACCAACGAAGGAACAAUCGGAAACGGUUCUGGGAGAAGACAUUGACACAGGAUCGCAAGUACCACCGGCAGAAAUUUAUGAAAUUAUAGGCACAGUAACGGAUUCCAAGAUUAAGACACUUGAUAAUGUAGCAAGAGUUAUAGAUAAAACAGAAGCUUUGCCUAAAAUGCUUACUUGCGGAACAGUUAUAAUUGAUAUCAGCUGUGACAAAGAUGAACAUAAAAUUGCCAAGGAUUAUCUUGCACUCCUGAAAGACUACUUGGAAACGCAAACGAAACCCGAUGUAGCAACUGACGACGAAACUGCUGAAGAUUCGAAAAAACGAUGUCUCCUUCUGAUUUCGACUGUUCUAACAUGGGGUUGCACAAAGCCAUUAGACCCAGAUACCCCAGAUUUACCUUUCUUAGAAAGUGAUUUCCGCAAAAGGAAGCCACAUCCUAAUUACAAAAUUCACUAUGACAUUGAAAAUGAUGUGAUUGCUAUUGCUAGAAAAUAUAAAUCCCAAAUCAGGGCUACAGUGAUUGCGUCUGGUAUAACUUACGGUGGUCGUGAGGAUGUGCUAUUUUAUUGGUUUCAAAAAGCUUGGGAAUGUGAACGUCUUUUACCAACAGUCGGACGUGGUGGCAAUAUAAUUCCCCUGAUUAAUAUUAUCGAUUUAGCACAAAUUGUGUAUAACUUGGUGACGGAUUUCCCCAAGAAACUCUACAUACUUGCUGUGGAACAAAACAUUUCCAAACAAAGAGAGAUUGUGAAAGCUUUAGGAAGAAUCGUUGGUUCGGGUAUGUUCACAUGCAUACCACCUGAAGAUGCUUUUUUAAUUCCCGAGAUAGACCAAAGAAUUUACGAUUCCAUAACACUAAAUUUGACAAUGGAGCCUACUUUUAUCGUUGAGACAAUGGGUCUUCAGUGGGUUUCGGAGCAAACAUUCGCAGAAAACGUUCCGAUGUUAAUGAAUCAAUUUAAAAAAGAGAGAGGUUUGAAAUCUUUCAAGGUCAUUGUUUACGGACCUCCGCUGGUUGGGAAGACGACUCUGUCAAACCUCAUAUGCGAAUCUUACGGAUUAUUGUAUAUUUCUCCAGAGACAAUAGUUCAGGAUACUAUAGAUGAUUUGACAUGGCGAGUAAACCAUUGGGAGAAAGGGGAAACCGCAGCUUUAGGCCCUAUAAUGGGUGAGGAGGCCGAACCAAGUGAAGUCGACGAUGAUUUUGGUGAGGAAGAGGGCUUUCAAGAAUCGGCGAAGCACACUUUGGCCAUGCUCCAGACUGGGCGCCCCCUCGACGAUGAAGAAAUUCUAGGAUACAUAAGACAACGAUUACUGUGCCGUGCGGCAACAAAUAGAGGAUGGGUACUUGAUGGUUUCCCGACCUCUCUAGGACAAUGUUCUUCAUUAUUUGAAAAAGGCGACGAACAAGAUUCAGAGACCGGGGAAGAGCGCAAUGAAGAUGAUUUUGAUGAAGAUAUUGAUUUGUACAGUAAUGUUUUGAAAAAGUUAUUACCAGAUAUUGUGGUAUCUCUGGAAGCAUCCGACGAUUUCAUCUGUGAAAAAGCCAUGCGGCAACCCGAAGGUGAUGAGCGUCUGGAUGAAGAAAUAGUUCUUAAAAGGUUAAAUGAAUUUCGAGCAGGAGACAUGAGAGAUAUAACUCCGCUGAAUUUUUUUGAUGAGCUUGACAUACACCCGCUUGUGGUGCCCGUGAAAGAACAUUGUGAUUAUGCUAUGAAAAGCAUAUAUACCACUGUGGCCCUCCGAAUGGGAAGGCCAUGUCUUUAUGGGAAACUUAUUGCCAUAGCAGAAGCUACGAAAAAAAGAGAGAAAGAGGAAUUAGAGACAUUAAGGUCUAAGGAAGCAAAACUGAUGAAAGAAAUGGAAAAUAAAAUGAGGACUGAUCGGGAGGAAAAAAUGGAAUAUUGGUCCGAACUGUACGCUUUGCUGCGUGAAGAGGAAGAAGCCGCUCUAGCUGCUGCCAGUGAACCGAUGAGGAACUAUUUAGUACAAUACAUAUUUCCUACUCUUACAAAAGGGUUAUUAGAAGUUGCCAAACUUCGCCCGAACGAUCCAAUAGAUUUUCUCGCCGAAUAUCUUUUUAAACAGAACCCCACUGGGAAAAUGUUGGAGCCCGGUUAUAACUUGCAAGCGGAAAAAUUAUUGGGUAAAAUAAAAAUCCUAGAUGAUGCUAUAAGGGAUCUGAACAUCCAAUUGGAGCCAUUACUGCCAGAUGAUGCGAAAGCGGACGAGGAAUCGACUUCAAAAAAGAAAAUAUAUAGCAUGACUGCAUUUUAAUUAUUAUUAAUAAAUUCUUGUUCAAAGGCUUUUAAAUGGUGUUUCAAUAAAAAGUGUUGCUGAA
This is a messenger RNA of Bombyx mori (domestic silkworm), 3077 nucleotides long. RefSeq names its product adenylate kinase 7. NCBI's taxonomy places the organism in Eukaryota, Metazoa, Arthropoda, Insecta, Lepidoptera, Bombycidae. Gene Ontology annotation, molecular function: AMP kinase activity; nucleoside diphosphate kinase activity; ATP binding. The transcript has 16 exons. Gene Ontology annotation, cellular component: cytoplasm. The record is from RefSeq and is a predicted model, not a curated record. The coding region runs from base 593 to 3013 and encodes 806 amino acids. Gene Ontology annotation, biological process: nucleobase-containing compound metabolic process.